CUUCGGCCUCUGCCAAUAUCUAAUUUGCUAUUCCAACAAAAAAGACGAACAUACCUCAAAAUGUCAACACCUCAAACAGUAAAAACGCGUAUCUUAAUUAUCAGCGACACACAUUCUACACCUCUCGCACCUGCCUCAUCUUCUCAACCCUUCCGUCAACCUCUUCCCUCAGCGGAUGUCUUGAUCCACUGUGGCGACCUCACCAUGAUAGGUCUGCCAUCAGAGUACCACAAAACUCUCGACAUGCUUGCUUCCAUCGAUGCACCGGUCAAAUUGAUCAUCGCCGGUAACCAUGAUAGAACGUUAGACAAGACAUGGAUGAAGAAUCAUGAGAGAAAGUUCAAAGGCAGAAAGUGGGAGGAGAUGUAUGAGGAAGCUCGAGAGAUGUGGUUUGGAGAGGAAGGUCGAGCAAGGAAGGAGGGAGUGCGUAUGUUGGAGGAAGGAGUUCAUGACGUCGAGCUGGGUAAUGGAGCGGUGUUGAAGCUCUAUACAUCUCCCUAUCAACCGGAAUUCUACGACUGGGCUUUCCCGUACGAAAAAUACGAGGACCGCUACAAUCCUGCAUCUGAGACGCUUUCUGAUGCCACAAACAUCGCCGUCAACCCAAUACCCUCCUUCUCAGACCAGAAACUGGAUAUAGUCUGCACUCAUGGACCCCCAUACAUGCGUGGAGAUAUCACUGCACAUGGCAGUGUAGGAUGCCCACAUCUACUUAAAGCAGUGGGUAGGGCAAAACCAUUAGUGCACUGUUUUGGACAUAUCCAUGAGGGGUGGGGUGCGGAGACCGUGACUUGGAAUGAUGUCGCAGUGGCCGAGAAGGAGACUAUGGUACAAUUCAAGAAACAAGGGUGGGAAAAGCACAUCAAAGAGGUUGACAGAGUUGACAUCACAGGAGAAGACAUAAAGAAGCAGAGAGCUGUGUUUGUAGAUGGGACGGGAAUCAAGAGGGGAGAGCAGACGGUCCUGAUCAAUGCAGCGAUCAUGGAUGUUGGGUACAGUCCAGUCAACGCGCCAUUCGUGGUGGACCUCGACCUGUCGAUCAAGGAGUAG
Messenger RNA from Aureobasidium musti, 1050 nucleotides. Lineage: Eukaryota; Fungi; Ascomycota; Dothideomycetes; Dothideales; Saccotheciaceae. The record is from the annotation of a GenBank genome assembly.